AUGGAGAUCCUGCCGGUCACGAAUCAGUUUGUCGGAUUCAAUAGCGAAAAAGCUUGGAAUGGGCCUACAUGGCGGGAAGCGCCGGUCCCGGUGCCGACGGAAGCGGCGCUGGCUCAGAGGCUCGAGAGAGAAUUACGAGCAGCCAAGGCGGCCAGCGAAUUGGCCACCGCCGAGGUCUUAGUCCCAGCUGAAUUACUCGCCAGGGCAUCGAGACAAACUCUCGCGCUGGCCGAGGGAGAGCCUUACGGGUCUCGGGGUACGGCCGUCAUCGUCGACGUCGCGGGCAGAAGAUUAGCAGCUUUCAAAAUAGACCCCAACACAUUAACCACACACGAAAUACAUUUACAUCUGGAACACGACGCCACGAACUGGACCAGCCUGUUGCCGCAAUUCUUAAAAAACUUAACGCGAGGCGGCACCAUCAUCAUCAGCCCACAGUUCACGAUAGAAAAGAAAAAAUUGUUCAGGAGCCAGGCCGAAUGA
This is a messenger RNA of Arctia plantaginis, 483 nucleotides long. The record is from the annotation of a GenBank genome assembly. NCBI's taxonomy places the organism in Eukaryota, Metazoa, Arthropoda, Insecta, Lepidoptera, Erebidae.